AUGGAUGCCGAUCCUUCUCUGUCACACCCUAAACCUGAUGAUUAUUUGGAAGUUUUCAGGGCUUCUGUCCAUCAAAUUCUUACCAGGGUCAACAAGCUUGAGAAGCAAGUGACUGAGGUUGAACAGUUCUAUGAAUCCACUGAUAACGUCCAAGCUAAUAAUUCUAAAGGUGGCUCACUUGUAAAAGAGAAGGGCAGGGAGAAGCAUCCUACUGGCACCAAAAAGCCACUGCAAGAUGCAUCACAUAUUGAAGCUUCUGCUGCAAAGAGAAUGCAAGAGCUUAUGCGCCAAUUUUCCACAAUAUUGCGUCAGGCAAGUGCAAAUCUUUUGAUUUUCUCUGUUGCACUACCUCCACAAUCUUGCCUUCUUUCCUUCCAUUUUAUGAUAACUCAGCAUAAAUGGGCUUGGCCAUUCAUGGAUCCUGUAGAUGUAGAAGGUCUUGGGCUUCAUGACUAUUAUGAGGUUAUUGAUAAGCCCAUGGAUUUUAGUACAAUCAAAAGUAAAAUGGAAGCUAAGGAAGGCACAGGAUAUAACAAUGUCCGGGAGAUAUACGCAGAUGUAAGGUUGAUAUUCAAGAAUGCAAUGAAAUACAACAAUGAAAAAAAUGAUGUCCAUGUUAUGGCAAAGACCUUACUAGAAAAAUUUGAGGAAAAAUGGCUGCAACUUUUACCCAAAGUUGCUGAAGAGGAAAAGAGACAAUUAGAGGAAGAAGCACAGGCACAACUAGACGUUCAGCUUGCUCAGGAGACAACAUAUGCCAAUAAGGCUAAGGAUAUAAGCACUGAGCUCUCUGAGGUUGAUAUGCAAUUGAAGAGUCUCAAAGAAAUGGUGAUUCAAAAGUGCAGGAAACUAUCUACUCAAGAGAAGAAAAUGCUUGGUGUAACUCUUGGCAAAUUGUCUUCAGAAAACCUCUAUAGGGCAUUGAAUGUAGUUGCUGAGACUAACCCAAUCUUCCAACCUGCUGCUGAUGAGGUGGACCUUGACUUGGAUGCUCAGAGCGACUACACUCUAUGGAGGUUAAAAGCUUUUGUAAAAGAUGCACUAGAAGAGCAAGAAAAGGUCGAUGAGGGUGCAGCUGUUAACCCUAAUGAUAACCCUGAUGACAAGAAAAACAAGAAGAGACGAGACUCUGGUGAUUCUUCAGGCAAGACAAACCCAAAAAGGAAGAAGCUAUCCACAUAG
This is a messenger RNA of Sphenostylis stenocarpa, 1182 nucleotides long. Lineage: Eukaryota; Viridiplantae; Streptophyta; Magnoliopsida; Fabales; Fabaceae. The record is from the annotation of a GenBank genome assembly.